AGGAACCAGGGAGUGGAGCUUGAUAGGAUCUAGAUGAAUAGGAUCUCAUGGAGUGGAAGUGGCGGCAUUUCUUCCAUUGCGGCAGCUCAUCCCUGAUCGUGGGCGAUGGUCUCGCGAGCCUCAAUCAAGCUAUCACACUCGUUGCCUCGAUCGACCAAAAGGCUCUUAAGGGGGAAAGGAAUAUCCUGUUCUAGUGUAAACCCUAAUGAGUUUGGGCGGGACGAUGAAGCGGCAGCGGCGAUCGUCUUCCCGGAUUGCUGCGCGCGGUGGUGCGCCGGAGCCAGAAGGGGAAACUGUCGACUUUGGUGUGGGCUACAUGGAAGACAAUGUGCUCGCAAUGCUGGAUUCACAGGGCGUCAAAGACGCCGAAUCCAUUCGAGACGACAAGCUUUCGUUCCUGGAUGUCGUUUUUGAGGAGUUUGUGAUGCCCGAGAAAGCCAGGCCAAGCAAGAGCAUCUACAGAGCUGUCUACUCGUGUUUGCGAGAAAGCAAAUCCAUGGAGGUGGCAAUGGCGAGCUACAGACUUUUGAAAGACUUAGACGAGGUAGUCAUAUCUUACGCGUCGGAAGUCCCUUACAAAAAUGUUUCCUGCAUUACCUCCUUGAAUCUGUCAUCGCUUGCCAGAGAUUUAAUGGUUAAAGAGUCUCCAAUCUGCGCCUUUCCGGUGAAAACACUUGUGUUUCGGCACUUCAUUGAUCAGUUGGUCAAAGAUUUUGAGCAGACACGGGCAAGCUUCGAUGGUGCAAAUAUGGAGAGGUUUUGCGUUUAUAAGCAGUUGGAGAUGUGCGGUGGAAAUUCUUCCUUUGAUAAGAUCCUCCUGGAGUUGCUACAUUUUAGUUUGGAGGGAGUGACAGAGAACAAUAGCAGUCUCCAGUACUUCGACAUCAUUUAUAAAUCGACCCAAGCGUUGAUAUCUCUGCUAUUUCACCUUGAUGAACUGAAAACGAGCUUAACGAAGGAUUAUAUCGACCAGUUAGUGGACAAACUGUUCAAGAAUAACGGUGAAAAAAUGCCUAUUUUCUUGGAGGCAAUCCAGAAACCCGAGCAGAAGCUCCAAUUCGUAAUGGAGUGUUUUGUUAAGCUAUUUUCCUCAAGGCGACCACCUAUAGAUUUUUCAUCCUUCGAAGUCUUGCUGCAACGCUUCGAUGAUCGAACUGCGCAGGUCUUACUCAAAGAAUCACAAUCACAAUUGCUGCUUGCUCACGCGUUUCAGGCAAUUCUCUGCAUCAAUCCUUCCGACGGCUCUUCGAUUGCAGGACUGUUCAUCGCUGCUUUUGAAAAGCUUCAAGCGGUUCCUCGGGAUUUCAUUGUCCAUCCGACUGCAAAGCAGGCCUUGGUUGUGGCGGAGGUCUUGAGCAACAUCUGAAGUCGUCAACUCCAAUUGAGAAAGACUAAUCUCUAAGACCGGUAUUAACAGAUUUUUAUCGGCUGCGACUCCGCUGUGGAGUGUUCUUCGGACUCUUUCGUGGUGAUGGUGUCCUACUGAGGCCUCUUCUCGGAGAACCGCCGCCUCCAUUCUCACCACCCAUGACUUUCGUGGUCCACUGCUCAAUCAAUCAAUCGAUUGAUCAAAUCCAUUUAUUCAGAAAAGUUUCCUUCUAA
Molecule: messenger RNA, 1602 nt
Organism: Selaginella moellendorffii
Lineage: Eukaryota; Viridiplantae; Streptophyta; Lycopodiopsida; Selaginellales; Selaginellaceae
Product: negative regulator of systemic acquired resistance SNI1
Exons: 16
Coding region: 206-1366 (386 amino acids)
Biological process (GO): negative regulation of defense response; negative regulation of DNA-templated transcription; DNA damage response
Cellular component (GO): Smc5-Smc6 complex; nucleus
Source: RefSeq, a predicted model, not a curated record